Molecule: messenger RNA, 732 nt
Organism: Zingiber officinale
Lineage: Eukaryota; Viridiplantae; Streptophyta; Magnoliopsida; Zingiberales; Zingiberaceae
Product: auxin-responsive protein SAUR40-like
Exons: 1
Coding region: 156-584 (142 amino acids)
Biological process (GO): response to auxin
Source: RefSeq, a predicted model, not a curated record
UCCCAAUUUAUAAAUAGCAAUUAGUCACUAAUUAUUCUUUAUCUUUUUAAUUAUUUAAAUAUUUUAUAUUGAUUUCAAUAUAAAUAAAACCCCUUCUUGUCUACUCUCCUUGUGCUCUCUCCUUCCACUUCGAUUACAGUUAGCGAGCGAGAGAGAUGGGCAAAUGCAGCAAGCUCCGGCAGAUGCUGCUGCAGCGGUGGCGCCACGCCGCAGAGGCGCCUCCGGACGUCCCGGCGGGCCAUGUGGCGGUGGUGUGCGUGGGGGCCACCUCCCGGCGGCGGUUCGUGGUGCGCGCCUCCCAUCUCAACCACCCCGCUUUCCGGCAGUUGCUCCGCCGGGCCGAGGAAGAGGAGUACGGUUCCCCUUCCUCCGGCGGCCACCCUGGCCCCCUCGCCCUCCCCUGCGACGAGGCCCUCUUCCAGCGCCUCAUCAUCCUCAUCUCCUCCUCCUCGUCUUCUUCCUCGCGGUCACAGAACUAUUGUAGCCUCGAGGGCUUCGAGGCCGUGCUUUCUAGUCCUAAUGGUUCUUCCUUCGCCGGCGACUCCCUGCCGUUGCUCCGCGACAGCUCGAGCAUUGCACACUAGAACUGAACGAAUUCUAUUCGUCUCUUCUCGUUAUUAGUAACUUUUUUUUUUAUUUUCUUUCUUUUUUUUUCUUUAGAAAACAGUUUGUCUGGCGACUGUCAUCUAGUUAAUUGAAUAAUGGAAGUAAUUAACAUUGUAAUUACCGUCA